GGCAGUUUUCGAAGUCAACUUCUUCUGCUUUUUUGUUCCGUAUCGACCGGUGGUGCCGGCGGCGUCGCGCAUUCACUUAGCUUGUUCCUUCUUUCGAGUGUUGCGCAACAGCGGAAGCAGUUGGCCAUGCCAUUUGAGAAAAGAGGAAGACGAUUUCACAAGGCGCCAGAUACAGACACGAGAGAGGGCGGCUGCAGCAAGGGCCCGCCAGCGCGGCUGCCGGGGCAGCUUUUGGCUUUGGUGAGCCUGCCGCCACACGGAGGGGCACUGCCCGAAGCCGUCGGGAUUGCGCGCAGAAGCGGCCCGGGCCGCUUUUUGGCCGGCGCCAUGUCUUUGCUUCGGGGGCGCAUUGAUGCAUCUGCAAGGAAGAGAACGAGGCGCGCAGCAUGCCCAUUGGCGCUUAGCUGCCUGCGCGCUUUUGCGGCGACUUCCAGUGCAUUUAUCUGCAGGAGACCAAAACCGCAGGGGCGCCUCUCUGUUGCAGACCAAAACCGCAGGGGCGCCGUGCGCGCACACAACGCAACACCGCUGCGAGCGAGAUCGUCGACAAAUGUUUCAAGAGUAACCCGCUGCGCCUUGUAGUGCCGCGCAAUGAGGUAGACAACUACAAGGCUCUCGCGGGGCGCGCGCAGCUUGAGGGCGGGCCAGGCAGCCGCGCGCGCGGCGCCGGGCCGGCUUUUUCGAUCGCCGAAAGGCGGGCGCCAUUGCAUGGCGCGGACGCCGGCACCGGGCGGAGCAAUUGGCCCGCGGCGCGCGCUUCCCCGCCCGGCGCCGAGCACGGCAGAAAUCUCGACACGAUAGAAAUGCGGGCCAAGGAUGAAGCAGUGGGCGCCGUAAUCCCUUCCUCAUAUCUGUAGCCAUCUGCCAUGGAAGCCGGGCCCAGCCGCUGGGGGUCCAGGCCAACGAGCCACCGCGGCGACCAAAGGGCGGCGACCCGUCGCGGUCGGCGAGCGAGGGCGCGAGCCUUUUGGAAGCACGACAUGAAGGCGCCCGCCGCGGCCGCCGGCGAAGGAAGUGAAUCAAGGCGGGGCGGGGCCUUUGGGCCAUCCGAACAGGUGUGGCACCCAGCGCGCGCGCCCGCAUGUCGCCUCCCUUGCGAAGGGGCACCCGCGCGAUGUCUUUGGCGAGUUGCACGCGCCGCCUCGGUGCCCGUGGCCGGGUUCUGAUGUUGGUGCCUCGCUAUUGAUAUCCUUGUUGUGGUAUAGCAAUAGACCAACAGCAGCAAGACCAAGAUCGGCGAGAGCGAACGCUUGCAUCUUUCGCCAGGACUUAGUAGCGGCGCUACCAACUAGGUAGGUUGUUCCUAGUCGCCCGCAUGACAAGUGGCGCAUUUAGACUUGGAGAGAAAUCACCAUGAAACCUGAACUGCGUGAGCUUGAGUAGCAACAUCGAUACGAAAUCCACCGGCGAAGAUAACAAAGCUUGUGAGCAAGAAGGAGUUUCAAGAGAGGUCCCGAAAGCUAUGACCGCACGAAAAAUUCAAUCAAAAUUAAUGAUCAUGCCUCAAAAUCCGCCCACCGCGAAAGCUGCACUUGUUCCCCUCUUCUAACUCGCGGCUCCGUUCCCGGAACGCCCGGCGAUGACGUGGGCCACGCGCGGCGGGUCGUCGAGUAGCUCCGCGCCGGGAGGAAGUGCUACCGCUGCCACUGCUUCUAGUGCACGUUGUAGCGCAAUGAAGUCUAGUGCAUCUGGAAACACCAGGAUACGGAAGUUUCUCUUUCUCCUUCCGUCCGCAACCACAACCGCCAUUCAGCUUCAUGACACGGCCGAAAUUAAGCAGACCACAACUAGUAGCAUGGUGCACUCCAAGCUCGCCGCCGCAGCACUGAAAGAAAAGGAGAUCCAAAGGGGGAAACGGAAAGAGCGACUGUCCAAGGCAGCCGUUUCCUUGCACCAGCAUCACCAGUCUGGCGGCGCAACUAGUACUAAAGAAACUUCUUCAUCUGCGGCUGCAAUCUAUUCCAAGCAUGCCAGCAGUGCGGGGGGAAAGACAAAGAAGGGGGAAAAGCAGACGAAAAUGUUUUUCACCUUCAUAGGCGAUCCAAACCCCUUCGACCAAGACGACCAACUUUUUCCCAAAGCCUGCUACCCGGAGAUCACCGAAGCGGCGGUGCGGUGCUGCAAAGCAAACAAGAACGAGACGGACAAAGUUAUGAUGGAGGAUUUGCGGGACUUGUCGGGCAGGCGGGGAGGCAACGACGAUAAAUUUUGCAACGGGCAAGGUAAAUGCAAAUUGAGAUUUUGUUUGGCUUCCAUUUGUUUCCACUCAACAACUUUUAGCCGGUUCUUCUGCCACUGAUGUUAGUGGUCGCACAUCAAGCAUCAGAGAAUUAGAAGCAGUACCUUCCACCUGAAGAGCAACAGAGGGAAAUUUGACAAAUCGUCCACGUUUUCUGCACCACAGGCGAAUGGGUCGACGGCACGCAGGUAGCCGACUUGAAGGGUCUCACCCAAGCCGAGGCGAUGCAAAUUUGCUCCAACGCCGGCGCGCGUCUGUGUGAUUUCGAGGAGCUACGCGCCGACAAGACUGCGGGGACUGGGUGCCAGUUUGACGAUCACAACAUUUGGAGCAACACCGAGUGCUACGAAGAAGGAGUGUACGUCAACAACUGGCUCACGAUCGAGGGUAUGGAUGAGAUGAAAAGUAGAGAGCACCUCGUCGUGUAAUGUUACCUCGAUCUGCAUGAGGAGUUGAGUUCACAUGGAAGUAGCACUUCAAACUUGUCAUGCGCUAGCUGCACGCAUAUUGUGUAAAAAUGCGCGCAUUCUGACAACGUUGUACUACACGGGGAUGCACUCCGACUUUUCUCAUCGAUACAAGAAAUCAGACUCUCCGAUCCAAGAUUCAUGAACGACGCGAACAAAAACGUGAGUUUUUUGCUGCUGCUUUAGCUUAUUUUCACUUCUAUGUACUGCCGACGGAUGCAAAUAGAUUUAGAUUUUGUGAUGCGAAACUGACUCGUACCAAUGAAACAACUCAGGUGAUGAUGGCCGCUGCAUUCAACUGGACCUACCCCUUGACGGCAGAGGCAGAAAAUAUGGGAGUGUCAGAAUUGAAAUCGUCAAAGUUGAAGUGAUUUGUCAUGCAUAAAAUUCGACGCAAAAAGUGCCUCUAUUGCAGAGGACGCACGGAAGGCAGAUUAUAGUCCCGGCAAGGGUCAAAAGUUGGACUGCUGACUAGCAUGACAGAAGGCAGCGCUUUUGCCCUAAACCGCAUGACAGACUCGCUUCCAAGUCCGGGAAAAUUUGCCAUGCACCGACUACAAGCAACAAACAAGUCGUGACUGAUUGUGCACAGUAGUGUAGUGCUUUAUUAUAGAAUAGCAUUUAUAGACGUAUAGGGUGAAUAGGUAGUCGUUACAACGAAAAAGCAAACACUAUAUGCGAUUAGUUCUGCGCUCUCAUGAUGAUAAGUGCACGCUAUCACUCGGUACGUCUUUCGUGUGAAUGCGUUGAACUACGUCAAUCACUCCACUGAGAUUCCGUUGAACUACCUUCGUUGCACGACCCACAACGUUUAAGUAGAUGCUGCAUUUCUCUUCGCGCGUGCCCGGCCCUCGACGCAUGACCUCUGCUGCUUUGCUCUGAUUGACCUGCUGGUUCCAAUCGCUUGGGUGGAUGUCUUGUUGCGGUUGGCCUGCUGGCUCCAACCUGUUUUUUGCUUUGCACUUCCUUGUUUUUCAGCAGCUUGUCUGCUGGCAGACGGUAAAGAGAUUAUCCUACAGUGGUGAGCAUGCACCCUCGGGCGCUGUAGGUUUGGUCAUCUUUCUCUUUACGCGAGCACCUACCCUGCUUCUGUACUUUUUGUGGUAUGUUGGCCCAUACCAGUACAGUUUUCGGUCGGGUAGGACCCCGGGUGGCGGUAGUCUGCUUCUUGUCUUGAUUUUUUGCUGCUGCUGGGCUGCUCUGCUUGCGCGCCUUUCCCUUCUUCGAUGCUGCUCUCGUUUUCCUCGUACUUGACCAGCGGAUAGAAGUGUACCAAUUCGUUGCUCUACCCACUAAAGCCCAAUCGUGACCAUGCCCGUAGGAACUACUUUAUUAAUGUCUCUACGACUUUUGACUUCAAUCUUAACCUUCACAUGUAUUCCUACCUAACUUGUGUUGUUAUUUUUUGUUUUUUCUCUGUACGACUACGAUUGGCCAAAGCGCCACCGGGACAGCCUGCCCGUAGAUCACCGAUGCCAUGCACCGACUACAAACUGUAGGCGUAACUGGUAUCCGUUCUAUGCAUGACAAACUAUUUCGACUUUGACGAUUUCAAACCUGACGCAUCCAUAGAAAAAUGCACCAAGGGGUGGAACCCGACACCAGAAAGUUUAAACGAAACGCACUACGGAAUCAUGUGGGACAGACUAGCCCGUGUGAGCAGGGUACAGAUGAUCUGAUGCAAAUGUAAGGGCGAUUGUCUGUUUUUUUCCGUCGAUGCGCGAGAAUCUUUAAGAUGUAGCUCCACUGUUUUUGAAUGUUGCUCGUCCAAUCGAUAGGCGUAAAUGCUUGUUCAAAAGGACGUAGCUACCGCCUCGUGCUCGUCCAUCACCCCCCCUUCACACGACAUCAGGUCGAGCUGUUUGCGCAGAGCAGCGAGGGCGCGGCGUUUACGACUACCACCAAGAUCAUCGGACUGAAACGCGACGAGGACGGGACACAGACGGAGAUUUUCUCCUUCGACAACAUACAAACCGUGACGCCCGACGGCAUCUCGAUUUACCUCGACACGAAACCCCAUGAACUGGUGAACACCCUGAAGCUGAUCAAAAAGUGCUCCGACCGGCAACCCUGUUUCGAGCUGUGCGGGCUGCGGGUGGCGGUUGAGAGGGCCUGGCGCAUGUGGCCCGGGGAUCCGGGAAUGUUGGAUCGAUGAGUUUUUUUCUUUGCGAUUUUUUCCCUUUUGAAACCUGAUGCAUAAGAAAGUGGGCAUGACCCAACAGAAGCCGUCUGUUGAGUAAGUACCUCAGUAUAGGACAGCUUCGUCGAAAAUGCACGAAACAGACAAAUGAGGAAACGGAACAUACACAUCUAACGAUAAAUAUAGCGAAACGAAUAGAGCUACAUCUAAAGAAAAUUUCGAAGAAAACAUCGGCGUGAACGUCAUACGAAAUCAAAAUGAAUUUGUACCAUAAGGGCAAUCUCCUCGGUUUCAUUUUUUUCAAGACAUGAAUGGGGAUUGCAGACUUGAACAGAUUCUUUCAAGAAGAAACUCCGAUAAGCAUGAACAUGACAAAAGAAGAAAAAAAAAAGUAGCGGCGAUCAUGUGUCGAAAAGCACAACCAUCGACGAUUUUCUCUCGCAUGAUUGUGCACAUAUGUAGAUACCGGGUUCUAUUAUGGAUAUUCGGCGUCACAUUGAAUUCGGCGUCCUUCCAGCACCCGCCGGGCUGGACAGGAAGAAAUCCCAGCAAAAGAAAAGGCAAGGCUCCAAGCCUAGGCGGUGGCAACUGGCGGCGCAG
This is a messenger RNA of Amoebophrya sp. A120, 5446 nucleotides long. The record is from the annotation of a GenBank genome assembly. NCBI's taxonomy places the organism in Eukaryota, Dinophyceae, Syndiniales, Amoebophryaceae.